Xenopus tropicalis (tropical clawed frog) is the source of this 819-nucleotide messenger RNA. Its product is annotated as cyclin-O protein B-like. Gene Ontology annotation, biological process: mitotic cell cycle phase transition. NCBI's taxonomy places the organism in Eukaryota, Metazoa, Chordata, Amphibia, Anura, Pipidae. The record is from RefSeq and is a predicted model, not a curated record. Bases 1 to 819 code for a protein of 272 amino acids. Gene Ontology annotation, molecular function: cyclin-dependent protein serine/threonine kinase regulator activity. The transcript has a single exon.
AUGGCGACUUUUAAUUCUAAGAAGAGAAAGAGAGCAGAGAAAAGAUCCGGAUGUAGCCAAAAGAAGACCAAAUAUCAGCGUGACCAGCAUGUGAGCUGUUGUCCAGGAGCGGAGGAACCAACACCCGUACAGGACCAAUGGAACACCUUCACAAUAAUGGCAGAUGUCCUUCAGACAUUUGAAGAGUAUGGGAAGGAGGCCUACCUGUUCAAUAAACAACUGGAGAAGGGCUUUUCAACACCGGAUUUCCUAGCAAACCAGCAUGAGGUAGAUCCAACCAUUUGGCAAGAAGUCACCAACAUCUUAAUUAAGGUGCACAGGCACUUUUCAUUGGAUUUUUCUACGCUGUGCCUUGCUGUCAACUACCUGGCUAGGUACAUCUCCCAGAGGCAACUGAAAGCGACCAUCCUAAAGCCACUGGGGGCUACCUGCUUGUAUUUGGCAACAAAGGUCAUGGCUAGAAAACGUCCAUCAGCAGAGGAUUUUCUGGAGCUGUUUGGAGAUGGUAAUUACACACCUGCUUAUAUUGCAUAUGUGGAGAAGAACCUUAUGUGCCAACUGGACUACCGGCUGCAAGGACCCACCAUUGAUUUUUUUCUUGAAUACUUUUCCCUAAUAAGAGCAUCUAGCGAGAAGUGUUCAAGCAUCAACAUCACCAGAGCAGCCAAUGCCCUAACAGCUGCCAGAGGCAUCGCAGCACUGGCCAUGACAAAAUAUGAUUUCCAUCUGUAUGCACCAUCUCUACUGGCUCAGUGCUGUCUUAAAGCUGCUGGCCAAAUAUUCGGCUAUAACACCGCAAAUGAAGAGGGACCCCCGUGA